AUGUCUUCGACGAUCUCCAAACACCACUCCGGCCAGCUUUGUGGGCCCUAUAAAAGCAAGUCACUUGGCAAAAACUAUUAUGAAACAGAGCGAGACGGCACGAGUUCAGGUAUUUCCUCAUUUCAGAAGAAGAUGGAAAUAAUAUCGGCGUGCACGAAAGCAAGCCCUGUUUCGCAAGAAUUAAUUUUACUUCCCGGUAACUUAACAAUUACGGCUAGUAAACAAAGCCUUUUUGCUCAUGUCAGGGACUUCGGUUCGAAUCACUCAGAUGUACCGAAGAACCUAAAGUACGCAAGGCUGCUUCACAUGAGAAGACCCAAACACAAUAUUUGGCUAGAUGAAAAUAUCCUCAAGGUUCUUUUUCAACAUCUACGACAGAGAGAUUUAUUGACUUAUUCGGUAGUUUGCAAACAAUGGCGAGAACUUUUCGUUGCCAACUUUACGGAGGGUCUAAGGUUGGUGAUAGACUUCAAAAGAAUCAGCCCGUUGAAGGGCACUAUCCUGGAACAGCAAUUACGGCUGGCUUAUCGAUGGAAAAUAACCACUCUUGCACUGGUCAAUAUGCUAAAUGAACACAUUCCCUACUUCAUGAGUGCAUACUAUGUGACAUUCAAAGAAUUCUUCCCCGGCUGUCUAAUCUCAUAUUCUGAGGUAGAGGAUGACAUUUUCAAGUCCGUCCCUUACAUGCUACCGAGGUCACAAACCCAUUACUCUUCGUGUGGGGAGGACCUUGGGUGCAGCACCCUUAAACGCUUGGGCAGUGCACCCUUUAAAAUCCUUUCAAGGGGUUCACGACAUAUCACUCAACUGUGUAUUGACAACUCACCUCUAAGUGAUUGGGCUUUGGAUCAAAUAAUGCGCAUCAUGCACACAGUGACAGUGCUCUCAAUUUUCAGUUGUAAUUGCCUCUCGGAUGUUGCCCUGUGGUGCUGUCUCCGUCCCUGGAUAACUCAUUUAAAUCUGAGAGACUGCCUGCACUUUAAUAAUGAUGCACUUCAGGCCAUUGUUCAAUGUGCCCCCAGUCUACAGGAACUAAGGCUUCAGGUCUACCAUUUAUCGGACCUGGCAUUAGAUUCUUUCGAAGCUCGAAGCCACUUCAACCUUCGUGUUCUUUGGCUUUGUUACUGCUCUGAUCUGACUAUUAUAGGCGUUACCAAGUUAGCAGCUGCCCUUCCUGGACUUCAGGAACUACGCUUAAUUGGCUGUUCUAAGCUGAACGACGCAUCAGUCGACCUUAUUUGUAAAUGUAUGAAGUACCUCCAGGUGCUGGAUCUAUCCUCAAAUAACCUCAUCACUGACUCAGCGUUGGCUUCUAUUGCAGAUGGAUUAAGACAAUUAGAAGAGCUUCAUCUGGAUCGGUGCAAUUCAUUAUCGGAUGGUGGGAUAAAAUCUGUAAGUAACGUCCGUGGCCUAAGGGUUCUGACACUUCGCUGGUGCAGCGGAUUGGGAGAUGAAUGCCUUCAGUACCUAACCAACCUUACCUGUUUGCGCUUUCUUAGCCUUGCAGAUGAAGUACUGUUUGUUUUUUUAGGUUGCAAAACACUUACGACAGACGGCUUCAUUGUUCUAACUGCGAUGAAACGUUUACGACACCUCGAAAUCACAAACACACAGAGUCCCUGCAAAACCAAGCUUUACUUAUCCAAACUAAUGAGUGGUUGUGUGAUUACGGACUGA
Molecule: messenger RNA, 1677 nt
Organism: Mesocestoides corti
Lineage: Eukaryota; Metazoa; Platyhelminthes; Cestoda; Cyclophyllidea; Mesocestoididae
Source: the annotation of a GenBank genome assembly